Bombyx mandarina (wild silkworm) is the source of this 2279-nucleotide messenger RNA. RefSeq lists its product as uncharacterized. Gene Ontology annotation, biological process: positive regulation of voltage-gated potassium channel activity; sleep; regulation of synaptic transmission, cholinergic. The record is from RefSeq and is a predicted model, not a curated record. Lineage: Eukaryota; Metazoa; Arthropoda; Insecta; Lepidoptera; Bombycidae.
AUUAUUCAACCGAUCAAACAACAGAAGAGCCGCCGAUAGUUGCUUCAGUCUCGCGCCGGCGCCAACAUCGAUCGUGUGAUUCAGCGCUAUCCGUGCAGUUAUAAGAACCUUAUUUCAACUAUUUGGACAUGCCCCGUUUUGCCACUGGGCUUCCUUCCUGUGAAUCAUGAGUGUGGCGUAUAGCUGUGUUGGUGGCCUUACAGUCGGGCACGGGUGUAUAGCACUCGCACGCUCGCGGCCUUUGUGAAUACGCAACUACUCGUAAAUGUCAAUUAAAUAAUUAAACAUUUAGAUUUGUUUUUGUAUUAUAAAAAUAUUUUUUGUGUUUUGUGUAUCUUUAACAGAGAAGUGCUUCGAUAAUGGAAUUAGUCGUAUUACUAUUAACGUUUGCAUCAUUUUGGAAAGCCUCGACGAGCUUGCGUUGUUAUCAAUGCGAUCCCGAAGACCCAUACAAGACCAGUAACCUGUGCGAAAAUUUUGACUACAGCGACAAAUUCCUCGUCGAAUGUCAUUCUUCAACUAUGUGCUUCAAGAAACAGACUAACCUACGGGUCGAUAAUGGAAUGAACUCCACGGGAAUUCAACGUGGUUGCGCGUCGCAAACUCUGAACGGCGAGCAGAGGAAAAUCAAUGGAAAAUGGCAAUACGUUUCGACGAUUUACGACGCAUACAACGCGACUUGCUUCGAAGACCCGAGUGACUCAGAGAGGGUGACAAAAACCAUUUAUUGUUACUGCGAGGGAGACAAAUGUAACGGAGCUAUCCAAUUGACCCUCAACUCUUUCUUGGUUCUUAUUUUAAUUUUCAUUUCGCUAAAUUUUACAAGUUAAUGAAUUUUUAAUGCUAAUACAUUAAACUAUUGAAAAUCGAUAUCUUAUAAUGAAAAUGCCAUAAUGAUCGUUUAAAAAUUAUUUUAAAAAUAUAUACGAGAAGCUUAAAGCUUAUUAUUGUAGAAAAAUUAGAAUAUAUUAGAUAGCUAGAUUAGAUGGUUUAGUUGCGUUAAUGUUUUACAGGUAUAAAUACCUGAAUCGUAACAAGGUUUUAUUUAAGCUUAAUUUCACGUAGCUUUAAAUAUCAGUUUUCAGUACUCAUUUUAAAAGCAUAAAUUAAUAUUCAUCCAAAAUACUGGUUUCACCUUUUUAUCAUUAUUUUUUAUUGCAUUACACAUCGUGUUAAUAAGACACGAAUGGUAAUUGUGAAGGCCAUGUUUUAAACUAUCUAUUUUUCAGCGAUUACAAUAAGUGUUGUAUUAAUUUUAAGAUAAUUACUGUUUUGCGAUUUUAUUUUUUCUUUUAUUAAUAAAAUUAUGUAUUCGCUAAAAUAUUAUGGAAGGGGCCUUAACGUCUCAAUCAGUAAACAUGAAUAUGUAUGUGCAUUGUCUACACGAGGCGGACGAAAAUUUUUUUAUAAAAAAACAACUCAUAUGAAAAUUGUCACAAAACGUAAACUACCCUUAAGUUUUUAUACCAAAAAAAAAACAACAAAUUAAAAUAUAAAUGUUUCAUUUUAUACCAACACUAGUCAUACGUUAAUACAUAGUAAAUAGUUAUAUUAAGACUGUUAGCUCUUGUGUUUAAUUACCAUUGAUAAUAGAAGUAAGAGGAUACGGAACAAGGUCAGGUAAGGCAUGGUGUAGCGCUACUGCUGAUUAUGGCAUCCCAAAGCCACAGUGACGUAUAAACAUAGCGAUAACAACAUUCAGAAAUUUUCGUAACGUUAUUUCUUUACUUGGGAGAAGACCGUCUUUAGGGAAUUACUGUACUAAGAAAAAUUUACAGUUUCCUUUUUUAUACGCCAAAAUAAUUCGUGAAAAGAAAAUGUACAAUAACGUUUUAAAGUACAAUCGGUGGUCUUAUCACUUGAAGCGCUUGAGACAAUGGAUAAAGUUUUAAUAAAUUGACAGAACUUUUGAUGCAAUUUCACCAACACAGCUAUAGACGUGGCAGAUCCUUUAACUUUUACUAAUUGAUAAUUAUUGGUUUAAAAACAAUAUUGUGUCACGGUAUUAUGAGUUUAAUUUGAAAUAUUAAGAGCGUUUUAACUGAAUGUAAUUAAUUUUGAUAAUAUGUGCCUUGAAUAAAAUUCUUUUAAUUUGUGUGCGUCGUCUAAAAUAAUGUAGUAAUUUGUUAAUUAUAUGACAUUAUUGCUUUAAAUUAAAAAUAAAUCAUUCCUUGGAGCGGAUGUUUGUUGUUAUGAUUUUACCUUCAAUCAAUUAUGUUUUGUUUAUCUAUAUACAUAUAUAAAAAUGAACUGAAUGAACACAUCGAUUACAUACAACA